Messenger RNA from Phytophthora sojae, 930 nucleotides. RefSeq lists its product as hypothetical. Bases 1 to 930 code for a protein of 309 amino acids. The transcript is spliced from 2 exons. The record is from RefSeq and is a predicted model, not a curated record. NCBI's taxonomy places the organism in Eukaryota, Oomycota, Peronosporomycetes, Peronosporales, Peronosporaceae.
AUGCACUCCAAGAUCGUUGCCCUGUUCAGCCUGUGUGCCGCUGCCUCCAUCCUGCAGGCGGCUGACGCUGGCGCUUCUCCUGUGGGCGUCUCGCCGCGCCGCCACCUCGGCUCCAGGGAGGACUACGGACACCACCCGCGCCACCACGACCAUGACCAUGACCAUGACCACGACCACGACCACGGGAAGAAUCACCGCCACCACGAUGACAAGCACCCGUCGCACUACUAUUACCGUCGCCGUCUCGAAGACGCCAAGGCCACCGAGUCCAAGGACUACAAGGACGACCAUGGCAAGGACGACUACGACUACGGCAAGGACCGCAAGGAUCGCAAGGACGGCUACGAGCACAAGCGGUACGGCGGUCACGACGACUAUGACGAUGACUACAAGGGAUACGGCUACAAGAGCUACGGCGGAGACUGCGAUGACUACGGAAAGGGUCGCCACGACAAGGACGACUACAGCUACGGCAAGGCCUACUACGGCAAAGACUACUACGGCAAGGACGACUACAGCUACGGCAAGGACGUCUAUGGAUACGACGGAUACAAGUACGGCUCCAGCUACUACCCGGACUACUACUCGUCGUACGGAUACAGCUACUACCCGGACUACUACUCGUCCUACGGCGGCGGCGGUGACUUUGGCUACGGCUAUGGUUACAACUACCCCGGCAACUUCGGCUAUGCUAGCUACGGCUAUGGCUACCCUGGUUACCCUGGUUACCCUGGCUACCCUGGCUACGGCUACGGCUAUGAGUCCGCGACGACGGACGGUGCUGAGGCUGGCCAGAAGGAGUCCGCCACGGCGCCUGCUACCGCUACGGACGUUGCGUCCAACAAGUCGGCGGAGAAGGAGGACAAGACGCCGCCCAAGGAGAAGGAGACCACCAAGUCCGGCGCCACGGACAAGGCCAAGGGCAAGUAA